GAAUCGUGAAUCUAUUCGUGUUGAUAUUUUAAAUUGAAACUUUCAGUGACAUUUUUUCCGUAAGAAUCCCAGUUAAUUGGGAUUGCAAAACAGUUGUAUUGUGAAGAGAACUGAAGAAAAAGAGAAAAAAGUGCGAUUAUGCAAAAUCGUAAAAAAAUACAUCGAGGUGUUUAAUUGGAUAUUGUGUAAAAGAAUUGAUGACAAAAUGCAAUGUAGAUCGAUUUUUAAGUGAAAAAAAGUUACGAAUAAUAACAAAAGCUGAUAGCAAAUACAAAGAAUAAAACAGAUUUUUUUGAAGAGAGAAAUCGAUUUUCAGUUGGCACAUUCAUUAUUUCACAUUGUUAAAUAUAUAUUGAAGCCGGGCGCAUCAAUUUUGUUGGAAAAUAUUGCACACAUUUAAAUCGAUAGUGUGAAUAAAGAACAAAACAUAAAAAUACUGGAUGAUGAAACAAUAGAUUGUAAAGUAAGAGCAUGAGCGUUGGCCUAAACGGUGACAUUUUCUGAAUAUAUGAAUCUAAAAAAGUGUCCAUUAUUCACAUACGCACGUAUGUGAAGAACCAGACAUCAUUUUCGUGACAUCGUCAUAGCUAAAACUUUCCAUUCGAGUUGACCACAAGAACAACAACAGAGGAAAAUGGCAAUUAACCAAACACUCAUAGAGAGAAAUAGAGAAAGAGAGAUGGAUAAAAUGGAAAGAUGAGCGUAAAAUAAAGGGUAGUUUUAAUAAAAUGGAAUCACAUUAAGUUGUUGCAGACAGAGAGAGAAAGAGAGAGCGAUAAAAGUGAUAGAGAAUUUUUUUCCUGCAAAUAUAGACAAAUUGAAUCCCGUAUAAAGGGGGGGAAAAGAGUAAAAGCAAGACAAAGUGCACGGAAUAGUACAAUGAGCGAUAAAGAGACUUUGAACAAAAAUGAAGUGAUUAGAUAUUGUAAUUGCAGCAAUUAUCUCGACAUGCCGACACAAUUGUCGCAUUAUUAUUCAUCGAUUGUAUUAUAAGUACGCGAAUGGAAGAUAUUUUAGCAUUUCCGAUGCGUGUGCAAUCAAAAGUCCUUCAGCUUAUUGUUUUAAUUGUGACAAAAUUCAUUCGUAUUGGUAUUGCUGACAAAAACGAUAAUCCACCAUAUUUUGAUAAGGCACUUUAUGAGGCUGAAGUUGAUGAAAAUGAGGAUAUUCAGCAUACCGUACUUACAGUUACCGCCAAGGAUCACGAUGAAUCAUCGCGUAUUCGAUAUGAGAUCACGAGCGGUAACAUAGGUGGUGCAUUUGCUGUGAAAAAUAUGACAGGAGCGAUUUAUGUCGCUGGCGCUCUUGAUUACGAAACGAGAAAACGAUACGAACUUCGUUUAGCGGCAUCCGAUAAUUUAAAGGAAAACUACACAACAGUUGUUAUUCAUGUUAAAGACGUCAAUGAUAAUCCACCAGUAUUUGAACGGCCAACGUAUCGCACACAAAUUACAGAAGAAGAUGAUCGAAAUCUACCAAAGCGAGUCCUACAGGUGACUGCCAGUGAUGGAGAUAAAGAUAGAGUCCAAAAUAUUGUAUACUUCUUAACCGGACAAGGUAUUGAUCCAGAUAAUCCAGCUAAUAGCAAAUUCGAUAUAAAUCGAACGACGGGUGAAAUUUUCGUGUUGAAGCCAUUGGAUCGAGAUCAACCGAAUGGGCGACCUCAGUGGCGUUUCACUGUUUUUGCACAAGAUGAAGGUGGCGAAGGUCUUGUUGGAUAUGCUGAUGUACAAGUGAAUCUAAAGGAUAUCAACGAUAAUGCACCGUUAUUCCCGCAAGGCGUUUAUUUCGGUAAUGUCACCGAAAAUGGAACAGCUGGAAUGGUAGUGAUGACAAUGACAGCGGUGGAUUAUGAUGAUCCGAACGAAGGUUCAAAUGCAAAAUUAAUCUAUUCGAUUGAGAAAAAUGUGAUAGAAGAAGAGACCGGUUCGCCAAUAUUUGAAAUUGAACCCGAUACCGGUGUUAUCAAAACAGCCGUUUGUUGCUUGGAUCGUGAACGAACACCAGAUUAUUCAAUACAAGUUGUGGCAAUGGAUGGUGGGGGGUUGAAAGGGACGGGGACAGCAUCUAUACGAGUUAAAGAUAUAAACGAUAUGCCGCCACAGUUCACAAAAGACGAAUGGUUUACAGAGGUCGAUGAGACAGAUGGUACCAAUUUGCCGGAAAUGCCUAUUCUCACGGUAACUGUGCAUGAUGAAGACGAGACAAACAAAUUCCAGUACAAAGUGAUUGACAAUAGUGGUUAUGGUGCGGACAAAUUUACAAUGGUGCGUAACAAUGAUGGUACGGGCAGUUUAAAAAUUGUUCAACCACUCGACUAUGAAGAUCAACUACAAAGCAAUGGAUUCCGUUUCCGAAUUCAAGUAAAUGACAAAGGUGAAGAUAACGAUAAUGAUAAAUAUCACGUUGCUUAUUCAUGGGUUGUUGUCAAAUUGCGCGAUAUUAACGAUAACAAACCGGUCUACGAACGAGCAAACAUCGAAGUACAAGUCUAUGAAAAUACGGAAGUUGGCAAAACAUUAGAGAAAUUUGUUGCAACUGAUCCAGAUCAAGGUGGAAAGAGUAAGGUAUCAUUUGCAAUUGACCGGACAUCCGAUCGACAGAGACAAUUUUCAAUUAACCAAGAAGGUGUUGUUAAGAUUCAACGGUCUUUGGACCGUGAAGUUAUCCCAAGACAUCAAGUUAAAAUAUUGGCUAUUGAUGAUGGUAUACCACCAAAAACGGCCACUGCUACACUUACUGUGAUUGUACAAGAUAUCAACGAUAAUGCUCCAAAAUUCCUGAAAGACUAUCGACCCGUCUUACCCGAACACGUUCCCCCACGAAAAGUAGUCGAAAUUUUAGCUACUGACGAUGAUGAUAGAUCGAAGAGCAAUGGACCACCAUUCCAAUUCCGAUUGGAUCCUGGCGCUGACGAUAUCAUUCGAGCUUCAUUCAAAGUUGAACAAGAUCAAAAGGGUGCAAAUGGUGAUGGUAUGGCAAUUGUGUCAUCGUUGCGUUCAUUCGACCGUGAACAACAAAAGGAGUAUUUGAUUCCAAUUGUAAUAAAAGAUCAUGGAACGCCAGCAAUGACUGGUACGAGUACGCUAACUGUGAUUAUUGGUGAUGUAAAUGAUAAUAAAAUGCAACCAGGUUCGAAAGAAAUAUUUGUAUACAAUUAUCAAGGGCAAGCACCGGAUACGCAAGUCGGUCGUGUUUAUGUGUACGAUUUGGAUGAUUGGGAUUUGCCGGAUAAAAAAUUCUAUUGGGAAUCUCAAGAGCACGAGCACUUUAAAUUGGAUGAAGACACUGGCAUGAUAAUAAUGAAACAAAACACACCUGAAGGAACAUACUUUUUGAGAUUUAAAGUUUAUGAUCGAAAACAUACACAAACUGAUGUAGCGGCAAAUGUAACAGUAACGGUACGUGAAAUACCACACGAAGCUGUAGUCAAUUCCGGUUCAAUUCGAAUAGCUGGCAUAACUGAUGAAGAUUUCAUUCGUGUGUGGAAUUAUCGAACACAGAGUUUAUCACGAAGUAAAUUAGAUAAAUUCAAGGAUAAAUUGGCUGAUUUGUUGAAUACAGAGCGUGAAAAUGUCGAUGUAUUUAGUGUACAAUUGCGUAGAAAGCAUCCACCACUAACCGAUGUCCGAUUCUCCGCCCAUGGUUCACCAUAUUAUAAACCAGUCCGUUUGAAUGGCAUUGUUUUGAUGCAUCGCGAAGAAAUUGAAAAGGAUGUUGGAAUUAAUAUCACAAUGGUUGGCAUCGAUGAAUGUUUGUACGAAAAUCAAAUGUGUGAAGGUUCAUGCACAAAUACACUUGAUAUCAGUUCAUUGCCAUACAUGGUGAAUGCAAAUAAAACGGCAUUGGUUGGUAUUCGAAUUGACGUAUUGGCGGAUUGUACUUGUGGCGCUAGAAACUUUACCAAAGCCGAAUCAUGUCGAAAUAAUUUAUGCUACAAUGGCGGGCGUUGUGUGGAGACAAGAUAUGGACCGACAUGUUCAUGUCCGGCAGGCUAUACAGGUCCACGUUGUCAACAAACAACACGAAGUUUCCGCGGAACUGGUUGGGCAUGGUAUCCACCACUUGAAAUGUGUGAUCAUUCACAUUUGAGCUUUGAAUUCAUUACACGAAAAUCUGAAGGACUUUUAAUUUAUAAUGGUCCGAUUGUACCGCCUGAACGCGACGAAUUGCUUGUUUCCGAUUUUAUUUCAGUGGAAAUGGAACGCGGUUAUCCAAGAAUGUUGAUUGAUUUCGGAUCGGGUACGCUUGAAUUGAAAGUUAAAACAAAGAAAACUUUGGACGACGGUGAAUGGCAUCGAUUGGAUAUAUUUUGGGAUACGGAAACCGUUCGAAUGGUUGUCGACUAUUGUAAGUCGGCUGAAGUAUCAGAAAUGGAAGACGGUUCACCGCCUGAAUUUGACGAUUCAUCAUGUCAAGCACGUGGAACAAUACCACCAUUUAAUGAAUACCUAAAUGUAAAUGCACCACUUCAAAUUGGCGGUUUGUAUCGUGAACAAUUCGAUCCACAAAUGUAUUUAUGGCAUUAUAUGCCAACGGGAAAAGGUUUCGAUGGUUGUAUACGCAAUUUAAUGCAUAACAGUAAAUUAUACGAUUUAGCACAUCCAGGAUUGUCAAGAAAUAGUGUUGCCGGUUGUCCACAAACUGAAGACGUAUGCAGCCAAAGUGAACAAACAGCAAAAUGUUGGGAGCAUGGUUCAUGCAUUGGAAGCUUCAGUGAAGCACGUUGUCAAUGCCGACCAGGAUGGACUGGACCAUCAUGUAAUAUUCCAACUAUUCCGACCACAUUCAAAGCACAAAGUUAUGUAAAAUAUGCAUUGAGCUUUGAACCAGAUCGUUUCAAUACACAAAUUCAACUAAGAUUCCGUACACGCGAACAACACGGUGAAUUGUUCAGAGUGAGUGAUCAACACAAUCGUGAAUAUGGCAUUUUAGAAAUUAAAGAUGCUCGUCUGCAUUUCCGUUAUAAUUUGAACUCAUUGAGAACGGAAGAGAAAGAUUUAUGGCUUAAUGCGGUUUUGGUUGAUGACGGUCAAUGGCAUGUAGUCCGUGUUAAUCGAUAUGGAUCAGCUGCAAUGCUUGAACUCGAUGGCGGUGAAGGUCGACGUUACAACGAAACAUUCGAAUUUGAAGGGCAUCAAUGGUUAUUUGUUGACAAACAGGAAGGUGUUUAUGCUGGUGGAAAGGCUGAAUACACUGGCGUUCGAACAUUCGAAGUAUAUGCCGACUAUCAAAAAAGUUGUUUGGAUGAUAUUAGAUUGGAAGGUAAACAUUUACCAUUGCCACCUGCAAUGAACGGCACCCAAUGGGGUCAAGCGACUAUGGCACGAAAUCUCGAACGUAAUUGCCCGUCAAAUAAACCCUGUUCAAAUGUUAUUUGUCCCGAUCCAUUCGAAUGUAUUGAUUUGUGGAAUGAAUAUGAGUGCACUUGUGGCGAGGGUCGUGUUAUGUCAACUGAUCAGAAAGGAUGCACGGACCGAAAUGAAUGUUUGGAUUUGCCAUGCUUAAAUGGAGCAGUGUGUGUCAAUAUGGAACCAAAAUUCCGCUACCGUUGCAUUUGUCCUGACGGUUUCUGGGGUGAAAACUGUGAAUCGAUUCAAGAAGGUCAAACGCUCAAACUUAGCAUGGGUGCUCUGGCUGCAAUUCUUGUCUGUCUUCUCGUCAUUUUAAUCCUUGUGCUCAUAUUUGUUGUGUACAGUCGACGACGUGAAGCACACAUCAAGUAUCCAGGUCCCGAUGAUGAUGUGAGAGAAAAUAUUAUCAACUACGAUGAUGAAGGUGGUGGCGAAGAUGAUAUGACAGCAUUCGACAUCACACCAUUACAAAUUCCCAUUGGUGGUCCGAUGCCAGAGUUAACCAACUGUAAAAUGCCGAUCAUGUAUCCGGUAAUGACAUUGGGUCCAAAUCAAGAGCCAAAUGUUGGAAUGUUCAUUGAUGAACACAAGAAGAGAGCCGACGCUGAUCCAAAUGCUCCGCCAUUCGACGAUUUGAGAAAUUAUGCCUAUGAAGGUGGCGGCAGCACCGCUGGCUCACUCAGUUCAUUAGCAUCAGGCACUGAUGAUGAAGACCAAGAGUAUGAUUGCUUGGAGCGUUGGGGACCUCGUUUUGAUAAAUUAUCAACCAUGUACGGACAACGAACUGAGACAACAAUACCUGAACUAGAUGAACUAUAAAUUUCCAAAGAUCAACUAUACCGCAUAAGUAUUUAUAAAGUGACAUAAAAUGAUGAAUUGCAUAUAUGUCAGGAAAACGACUGAAGUCAUCAUCGAAAAGAUAACGAGUAGCAGCAGCAAAAACCAAUACAGUUUUUUUAAGAAAUUAGAAACAAACAUUACGAUCAACUGCAAACAAGAGAAGAGAAAAACAAUUCCACAACAAUAAAUUAUGUUUAUAUUAAUUCUUCUUAAGAUUAUGUCAUUCAAGGCACUAAACAACACAAAUCUCACACAAUUUGAGCAAAGCAUUUUCCUUUUUGUAAUUAUACAAUUAAAUAAUAAGUAAACGAGAUAGGAAAGCAAACAGUGCAAGCCAAUCAUUUUUACUUAACCAUAUGUAAACUCAAUAACGUCUGAUGAUCAUAGACUUAAACACGAGAAAUAAAAACGGACAAAUAUGCAGUAGACUUAGAGCAAAAAUGAAAUACAAAUACAAACAACUCUAUAUUUUCACCUGUUACAGAAUUAUUGAACAAACAACCACACACACACACAUCCUACAAUGACAUUUUAUAACCCGUUUCUUGUCUAACAGUUGAAUAUUUUUUUUAUUUUCAUUAAGAAUUUUUAACAAAACUGACAAAAUAUUUCGCGAUAUAGCACACUUUUUUAUAUACAGUUUACUCUCAAAUGCAUUCGAAUGUUUCGUUUCUUAUUCAAAAGAUAAAAAAUUAACAGAUCAAUGAUUUUGAUGCUUUUUUCUAAAAAAGUAGAAUCUCAUUAUUUGAACUGCAUCAUUUUUACGCGUAAAAUCGAUUUAAAAAAAAUUCAUUCAAAUCUCAUGUGUCUUCAUUAACACACCGCAACAUUUCGUAUGUUCGAUUAUUGAUGCAGAAGACACAAAGCUAAUAUGUCAAGUAAAAAUUUAAAAUUAAGUAAAAAGUUUUGAGCUGAAACCAAAUUUCGAGUAAACAAAUAUUUAGUCGAAUUCAGAUUAGGAAAAAAAAUGUAAAAUUUUACUCAACGGAUAAAAAAAAGUAAAAUUUUAUAGAAAAAAGUAAAGUACAUAUGUCACCAAAAAAUAUAAACAUCAGUCGUUUUAUGUACGUAUUUUAAGUAUAUGAAACAUUUUAUGGGAAAAAAAAAUUAAUCAAAUUGGUUUAUAAGAAUGAAAAAAAAACAUUUGUCUGUCGUCCCAAGCGAACUUGGCCCAUAUUCUUUUAAAAAAAAGUAUCAUUCAAUUAGAAAUAUUAAAAAAAUGGGUUCCAAAUAGAGAAAAAAACGCUUAACUUAUACAAUCCACGCGCCCGACUAAUAGAAAAUCCAAUUACAUGAAGAACGAGUAAAGAGGAUUUUUUUGCCUAACGUUUAAAUGUUAUAUGGUAAUUGUAAAUAGUUAAUGAUAAUCAAUGGUAAAAAAAAAUUGAGCAUUCACACAUUUAUUCAUUUUGUUUUCCAUUCGAUCCACAUCAUCAUCAUCAUUUAUCAUAUAUCACAUAUAUAUUUCAUUUUUGACAAUUAUUGUUAAUUCCACAUAAAUGUAAUCGCACACUUUGUCAUCGCGGUGAUGCACACACCACAAUCACAUCUAUAAGUAAAUCUUUAAUCGAAAAUAGCAAAAAUCACACAUUCACUCACCCCACACACAUUAUAAUAAAUCAUCAUAUUAAUUUGUUUUAACAGGUUGACGUUCUGUAUUGUCAUAUGUAGAAAACUAUUUAGACACAGGUUAAUGUUAGUCGCCGAAAAGACUAUUAAAGUUAAGUAAAGGAAGAAGAAGAUAAAAACCAGAAGGAAAUAAUGAAUGUCGUUGAAAAUGAGUAGAUUUACCAAAAUAAUUACGUAAAAUACUGUCAAAUUCUCUUUUCAAAACAGUCACAAAUUUUCUUUUAUGAUAAACUGAUUUUAAUUUAAAAAAAAACUAUAAUAGAUAGUGAUCAACCAACUUCCAUCUGCAAAUAAUUGCAAAAUUCAUACAAUUAUCGUCGACAUUCACAAAUUUUUUUUUCGGUUAAAUUAUUCAUCCAGUUCAGCGAAAUACGAAAACAUAGCGAAUGUCAAUUGAAAUCUCCAUUUCCAUUUUAUCCAGUCAAGUAAAACCAACCAGAUAAUGAAGAAAAAUUAUAAGUAAAUCUUACUAUUAUAAAAUUAAUCCUCAGAGUAAAUAAAUACAAAAAAAAAAAAUCAUAUAUAUGAAAAUUAUAUUUAAAUAAGGAAUGUUAUCUAGAAGCACUUGAAAUAAAGUAAUAAAUAAAAACUAUGUUACAGAAUUGCAUAUUGACGUGAGAAUAAAAUGUAAAAAAAUAAAUAUGGUCACCAAAAUGAGAUGCGUGUAUGUACACUCGAAUGCACAUUCAAUAAAGUGGAUAAUGCAAAGAACCAUACAAAUUGAAAAUAAAAAUAAAUCACCAAAAAAAUUACAAUGAAUAUGGCAUAAAACACAUUUGAACGAUGUUAACAUUAACACGAUAUUAAGAAGUAAUUGUUCAUAUAGAAUGUGUGUGAGAAUGGAAUAGUCUUUUGAAUUGAGAAAACCAAUUAAACAAAAUGAAAUGAUUGGCAAUCGAUAAAAAGAAUACUAUAUUUGCCAUAUUGCAAUCGUAGUUAAAUUACAUAGAUUCGACUCAAUUUAUGAGCAAAACGUUAGUUUUUACACACCUAUCAUAUAUUUAUAAAAGAAUUCCAUGUAGUUCAUCUAUCUAAACAAAAAUGUAUAUUCGUUAAAUUUUGAGAAAAGCGAAUAUCGAUAUUGACUCUUCCUCUCCUCCAUCCAAGGUUUGAGCUAUAUUUCAACACUGCGAAAAUACAAACCGAACAAAUUCAAACACCUAUGUCAAGUAUUCACCAAUCAUUUUCAACAUUUUCAAUUGCACAAUCCAUUUUGACGGACGAUAAUUAAGACUAACACAAAAUAGUUCAUAAAAUAUAUCAAAAGGAAAUGCUCAAUUUAAAUUUAAGAUUUGUUUAUGAUUUUUUAAAAGAAAAAAAAAAACAAACAAACAAAACUAUGGUCAGUUUGUCACGUCUUUAUGUCGUUCAUUUCACGUAUACCAAAGGAUUUUUGAUGGUUUUUAUUUCAUCAUCAUUAAGUUUAAAUGCAUUUUUAAACGAAUUUUUCCGAAGUUUUUCUUCAAUAUGAGAAUAUCUUUUUGAUUUAGACUUAACAUUUUUUGAGAAUAUGAACAUUGAACUUACAUAAUACAUCGAAAUCAAUAAAAACAACUGCCGCGUUAGUACUAAUUUUUCAUAGUAAACUUUUACAAAUCAAUGGAAAUAUAUACUGUAAAAACAAACUCUGGCGAGAAAAAAAACCACUCAUGAACUUUCGAACGCAAAAUCUUCACGCAGUUUUUAUACCAUUUAUUUGACAGGUCAUGCUCAUGAGUAAUUCCAUAUGAUAUGUUAUUCAGCCAUAGUUCCCAUUUUUUUUUAUUUUACUCAAUUAAAAGACCAUAGAAAUGAGUUUCAAUCAAAACUGAUUAAAGAGGACGCAAUUAGUGUAUGUUAUUAAACAGUUCAAUUUAUUAGUUUUCAAUGCGACACAAAUAUUUGUGUCUUCUUUAAAUUUAAGUGAGUUAAUGGGCUAAAAUUUCGAAAUAUCCUGUCAACCAAAAACCAAAAAGAAAAAUGGACAAAAUUGCAAAUUAAAUGCAUUUUGAAUGAAAGAAGAAAAAAAAGCAACAACAAUAUCUGAUUCUGAUCGAUUCUCUCGGGCUAUAAUUCGGUUGGAGAUAGAAAACAAAAUGUCAACUCAAAAUCGAGCGUGAAGCCAACGAAAAGAUUAGUCAUCGGUGUUCUCUUAUGAAUUUAGUGAACAUACAUUUUUUUUCCAAAGUCUUAUUUUUAAAGUACGUAAAACUUCGGUUAGUGUUUUUCAAUUUAAAUGUAAACACCUUAUUUCGCCAAGGGGCAAACUACUACAGUUUUGUAAUUCUCAUAAUUCAAUCUAGUACCUCGAUAAUUCCAAAUAAUUCUGUAUAAUUCCAUACAAUGCCGCAUAAUUCUCAAUAGUUUUUGAAGUGUUUUAAAUAGUUGCAACUAAACAUGUUUAUUUAUAUAAUUUUUUUCGAUGAAUAUUCAUUUUUCAAUGAUAACAUUUUCCAUAUUUUUUGUUCAAAGUUAGAAUAUUUAAAUAUUUUGUUUGAAUUCAUUUCAUUAGUUAUCAUCGAUUUCACAAAGCAAAACAUUCAGCGCAAAAGAGAACUGACAAUUGCAUCUGAAGUGAGUGACAACUCUAAUACAUGCGCACACUACUCCUCUUCGUCUCUGUGAUGUAAACGCUUAACGUACAUGUCCUGAUUGUGCAUGUAUUGUUUCUUUCACACAAUCGCUUCUCUGUUUUGCAUUGAAUGUUUUGCUCCGUAAAAUCGAUGACAACUAAUAAAACGAAAUCCAACAAAUUAUUUUAAUACAAAACUACACACACUUUUUACUAUUAACAAAACUGUGGAAAAAUGUUAUCAUUAAAAUAUGAAUAUUCAUCGAAAUUUUUUUUAUAAAUAAACAACUAUUUAAAACACUUCAAAAACUGUUGAGAAUUAUGCGGCAUUGUAUGGAAUUAUACGGAAUUAUUUAGAAUUAUCGGGGUACUAGAUUGAAUUGUAAGAAUUACGAAACUGUAGUAGUAUGCCCCUUGUAUUUCGCGCAUUUUUUUAUGUUUCAUUAUCAAACAUUUUCAUUCUUAACAUUAGUUUUCUCCCAAAUGCACUUAAGUUAGUAUGUGUUACCUUCUGUGAUUUUGUAUAUUAUAUUUUAAUUUUGUUAAGACAUUUCAUUAAAAUUUUUCGUUCAAAUAUAUUUCACGAAGAAGAAGAAGAAAAGAAAAACUCGAGCAUUGUAUAAAUAACCAAAAGCUGAACUAUCAUUAAAACCGAAUAGAACUUCAGAAAGUUGUCAUCAAGCAUAAACGCAAUUCAUUGUUCCGUUUUUUAACUCCCUCAUUAUGUUUAGGCGCGCUAAAUAUGCAAAGAUUCAACCACAUUCAUUGUAAUUUUUAUUAAUUAAUUUAAAUAAAACGAUGUAAGAAAUUAAGAGACAAAAUGAGAAAAUAGCAGUUAAGGAAAAAUAAAGUAAACACGUUA
Molecule: messenger RNA, 11236 nt
Organism: Contarinia nasturtii (swede midge)
Lineage: Eukaryota; Metazoa; Arthropoda; Insecta; Diptera; Cecidomyiidae
Product: neural-cadherin
Exons: 16
Coding region: 1002-6173 (1723 amino acids)
Biological process (GO): homophilic cell-cell adhesion
Cellular component (GO): catenin complex; plasma membrane
Molecular function (GO): calcium ion binding; cadherin binding
Source: RefSeq, a predicted model, not a curated record